UGCGCCCUGGACUCAGGGCUGGCUUCUGAUUGCAUUUCCGCGUCUCCAUAUUAGAUUCUGAUAUUAUUACCUCACGCGAAUCUCUCCCACUGGCCCCUGCCCUUAUGCCGAUCGCCUUGGCGGAUCUGGAACUGUUUCCCAGGCAGAAACCUUUUUACACAGUGCACAGUCGUUAUCUUCUGAUUGAUUUCCGAUCGUCGGUGGAUCCCCAUUCCCCCCUCCUCUCCCCUCUUCCUUUUCCCCAUUCUUUUUCCUUUCACCAGCUGCAGUUGACAGACCUGGCUGCAGAUUUUCCCUGCCCCUCCUCAUCACUUAAAAUCUACUAUAACUCUAUCGCGCUGGAUCACGAUGGAGAAGCUGAGGUCUAAAAUCGAUCACUUGGAGGAUCAUCUCAAAGACACUCACAUUGAGAGUUUCGAGGCAAAGGCCUCUCAUUUCAAGCACAAAGUCGGCAAAUUUUUCAACAUCAUUAACCCCAAUCAUCGCCAUGAUGAAGCGCACGAACAGGAGACAGACCGCAAGAGAGCCGCCAUUUCCGAGUCCAACCGGUUCCAAUCCUUCGCCCCCAUCCGUGAAGGCAACCGGGUCAAGUGGUAUGUAGAUGCGCUCGACUAUAUGUGGGCCGUCUCCAUUGCUCUGGAAGAGGCUCAGGAGGUCAUCUACAUCGCCGACUGGUGGCUCUCUCCAGAACUCUUCCUCCGUCGGCCUGCGUAUGCGCAUCAGGAAUGGCGAUUGGAUCAGGUCCUCAAACGCCGCGCAGAGGCCGGGGUGAAGAUCUACGUCAUUGUGUAUAAGGAGGUGAAUCAAGCAUUGACCUGUAACUCGGCUCAUACGAAGCAUGCCUUGCGCGCACUAUGUCCGGAGGGCUCGCCCGGCUACGGCAACAUUAAAGUCCUCAGACAUCCGGAUCAUAACAUCUUUGAGAAUGCUGCAGACAUGACUCUGUACUGGGCACAUCAUGAGAAGUUUCUUGUCAUUGAUUAUGCGUUGGCGUUCAUUGGAGGUAUCGAUCUGUGCUUCGGAAGAUGGGAUGCCCAUCAGCACCCUCUGGCAGAUGUUCACCCUUCCAAUCUGAAAGACGAAGUCUUCCCCGGACAGGAAUUCAACAAUAAUCGGAUCAUGGAUUUCCAGAGUGUGCAAGACUGGCAGCAGAACGAGCUCAGCAAAGCGGAGUACGGUCGGAUGCCUUGGCAUGACGUUGCCAUGGGUGUGAUGGGUGACUGUGUGUACGACAUCGCAGAGCACUUUGUUCUUCGCUGGAACUUCAUCAAGCGGGACAAGUAUAAACGGGACCAUGGCGUUGAUUGGCUUAUGCUUGAGGGUCGUACCGGGGAGGACGAGGAUCUGGUGGGAGUACAACGCCCGAAAUACCCUUGCGGCGACUACGUGCAACACCCCCUGAAGCCUCUCGAUACGAAGCCCCUUGGCAAGCAGGGAUUUGCGCGAGCACAGAUCGUGCGCAGCAGCGCUGAUUGGAGUAGUGGCAUCCUGACCGAGCACAGUAUUCAGAACGCCUACAAGGAGAUUAUCAGCCAGGCCCAGCAUUUCGUCUACAUCGAGAACCAGUUCUUUAUCACUGCUACUGGAGACCAGCAGAAACCCAUUCUGAACACAAUCGGGCGGUCGAUCGUCGAUGCAGUCGUGCGAGCGGGCAAGGAAGGAAGGAAGUUUCGCGUGAUCAUCGUCAUCCCCGCCAUUCCCGGGUUUGCAGGCGACCUCAGACAGAACGCCGCGACCGGCACACGCGCGAUCAUGGACUACCAAUACAAGUCUAUUCAUCGCGGCGAGCACUCCAUUUUCGGGCAGAUCUCUGCCCAGGGUGUAGACCCGAGACAACACGUCUUCUUGUUCAAUCUACGGGCCUAUGACCGUAUCAACAAGACUCCUGCUCUCGAAAGUUUGGAGAAGGAGGCCGGCGUCACGUACAAUGACAUCCAACGUGGAAUUGCAGAGUCCAUUAUGAGCGACAGUGUCCACCCUGCCAUUGACAAUGAAGGAGACAAGCAUGAAGUUGGAUAUGAUAACGCGCAACAGGAGAAGGAGGCACGAAUUGACCAGUUGCGCAAGUACGAAGAGCAAGUCGAACGCCAUAGGGAGCAAGAGGGCUUGAAGGGCUGUGACACCGUGGCCCACACCACAAUGCUCAACGGCGGUAGAAUGUCCGACGAGCCCUGGGACGGCGAGCCCGACGCGGAGAUAGACAACAUUGUUCAAGAGGAACUUUAUGUGCACGGCAAGGUGUGCAUUGUCGAUGACAGAAUCGCCAUUUGUGGAAGCGCCAACAUCAAUGAUCGGUCUCAAUGUGGCUACCACGACAGCGAGUUAGCCAUCGUUGUAGAAGACCAAGACUUCAUCGAUAGUACCAUGGAUGGUCAGCCAUACAAGGCCGCCCGGCUUGCGGCAACCCUGCGUCGGCAACUGUGGCGCGAACACCUCGGCCUGCUUCCCUGCCAGGAAUACGAUGCAUCGCAACAUCCCAACGCCCAGCCUCCGUACGCGUGCAUGAAUCAGAUUCUCGAGGGGCCGGAGAAUGACUUCGUCACGGAUCCCAUGAACGACGCACUGUGGGAGUUGUGGACCAACCAGGCCACCGUCAACACCGACAUGUACCGGAUGCUCUUCCGCGCGGAUCCCGAUGACAAGAUCCUCACCUUUGAGGAUUACGAUCACUUCAUUCCUAAGGGCAUCAAGCAAGGUCAUUUGUCUGAUCCUUACCAACCUAUUCAGGACACUCGUGAGAGGCUCGACAAGAUCAAGGGACAUCUGGUUUGGAUGCCGUUGGACUUUUUGAAGGAUGCUAAUAUGGCCGAACCUGGUUUGCAGGUGAACCAAAUCACCGAGAGUAUUUACACCUGAUUGACGGUGCUUUCGUGAAAUCUACGUGCCUCUGGCACGCAUCUAAUCUCUUAAUCAUCUGCUUCACAUCUACAAUGCAUAUUCCCUAGUGGUCUUUUGUAGUCUAGGAUGACCAGGAUAUUGUAAUAGUAUUAUGCAUUAUUCACAGUCUCCAUAUAACCGAAUAGCCCGAAGCAGG
Molecule: messenger RNA, 3034 nt
Organism: Aspergillus japonicus CBS 114.51
Lineage: Eukaryota; Fungi; Ascomycota; Eurotiomycetes; Eurotiales; Aspergillaceae
Gene: pldA
Product: putative phospholipase PldA
Exons: 8
Coding region: 349-2856 (835 amino acids)
Biological process (GO): cell motility; phosphatidic acid biosynthetic process; intracellular signal transduction
Molecular function (GO): D-type glycerophospholipase activity
Source: RefSeq, a predicted model, not a curated record